Ziziphus jujuba (common jujube) is the source of this 2178-nucleotide messenger RNA. RefSeq names its product glucan endo-1,3-beta-glucosidase 13. Gene Ontology annotation, biological process: carbohydrate metabolic process. Gene Ontology annotation, cellular component: plasma membrane. Gene Ontology annotation, molecular function: hydrolase activity, hydrolyzing O-glycosyl compounds. The transcript has 4 exons. NCBI's taxonomy places the organism in Eukaryota, Viridiplantae, Streptophyta, Magnoliopsida, Rosales, Rhamnaceae. The coding region runs from base 417 to 1919 and encodes 500 amino acids. The record is from RefSeq and is a predicted model, not a curated record.
UCCAAAGUACCGGACCCGAGGACACCCAUUUAACUAUAUUUUAAAACACCAACGUUUAAAUCCGGUCCUUGCGGCUGACAAACCCUCCUGCGUCCCUGACACAUACACAGACACAGACACAGACAUAACUUUUUUGCCGUACAUAGAAAUAAACCCUGAGCUUAGUUUUUGAAACCCCUUUUUUAAUUAAUCAAUUCAUUAAGCUCUUUUCCUUUUUUGGUCUUAUUUUACUCUGUCGAGCUUUGAAAGAAAGAAAAAUAAAAAAUAAAAAAUUAAAGCUUUGGACGAAGAGAAAAAAAGGAGCCGUUACUGUUUUUGUUCAGAAGAAAAGAAGAAGAAGAAGAACGUUACGAUUCUUUCAAGCUCCAUAAGAUAAGCUGAAGAAGGAAGAGAAAGAAACUGAAGAAGGAAGAACAAUGGGGAGGGGUUUCAGGUUCAUUUUCGCUACUUCACUGUUGCUCACUCUACUGGAUCUCUGCAAUGGAAGCAACAUUGGAGUUUGUUAUGGGAGAAAUGCUGAUGACCUUCCCACACCUGACAAGGUGGCACAGCUGGUUCAACUUCACAAUAUUAAAUAUGUAAGGAUCUAUGACUCCAAUAUACAGGUCCUCAAAGCCUUUGCAAACACUGGAGUUGAACUUAUGAUUGGGGUCACAAAUGCAGACUUAUUGCCAUUCUCUCAAUUCCAAUCCAAUGCAGACACUUGGCUUAAGAAUAGUAUUCUUCCUUACUACCCAGCCACAAAGAUCACAAUCAUUACUAUUGGUUCUGAAGUCACCGAGGCCCCUAAUAAUGUAUCUGCUUCAGUAGUGCCUGCCAUGAAAAAUGUCCUGACAGCCCUCAGAAAAGCUGGUCUGCAUAAGAAGAUCAAAGUUUCAAGUACCCAUUCCCUUGGAGUACUUUCCCGAUCAUUCCCUCCCUCUGCGGGGGCUUUUAACAGCAGCCAUGCAUUUUUUCUCAAACCAAUGUUGGAAUUUCUUGCUGAAAACCAGUCUCCUUUCAUGAUAGAUAUUUAUCCAUACUAUGCUUACAGAGAUUCCUUGACCAAUGUAUCCCUGGACUAUGCUCUAUUCAAGUCAUCUUCUGAAGUAAUCGACCCAAACACUGGCUUGUUGUACACAAACAUGUUUGAUGCUCAGAUUGAUGCUCUAUACUUUGCACUGAUGGCUCUGAAUUUCAGAACAAUUAAAAUUAUGGUGACUGAGACUGGCUGGCCUACAAAAGGAUCACCUAAGGAAACAGCAGCAACUCCUGAUAAUGCCCAAAUUUAUAAUACCAAUCUGAUUCGUCAUGUCUUGAAUGAUAGUGGUACACCUGCAAAGCCUGGAGAGGAGUUGGAUGUGUAUAUCUUCUCUUUGUUCAAUGAAAAUAGGAAGCCGGGAAUAGAAUCUGAAAGAAAUUGGGGGUUAUUUUAUCCUGACCAGACAAGUGUCUAUAACCUGGAUUUCACCGGAAGAGGUGCUCUUGAUACGCCUACAGAGUCUAAUAUAACCAGUUCAAAUGCAACAACAUGGUGCAUUGCUUCAAACAAGUCUUCUGAAAGGGACUUGCAAAAUGCCUUAGAUUGGGCUUGUGGUUCUGGAAAUGUGGACUGUACUGCUAUUCAACCUAGCCAGCCUUGUUAUGAACCGGAUAAUCUGGCCUCACAUGCAUCUUAUGCAUUCAACAGUUACUACCAGCAGAACGGGGCAACUGAUGUUGCUUGCAGUUUUGGAGGCUCAGGGAUUAGAGUUGACAAGGACCCAAGCUAUGACAAGUGCAUCUACAUGAGUGCUAGAAGCAACAAAACCAUAGCAAGCAACACGACAGCGAUUUCUUCAACUUCUUCCUACGCACGCAACAAAAUUCCACCUGCAUGCUUCUCUAGCCUCAUUCUAGCAACCUUCAUUCUGUUGCUCUUAAAAAUUAGCCAUGCUUGAGUUAGCCUAAUAUCGAAAGCACAGGAGAGAUUUUGCCCAAAAUAUUGAGACAAUCAUGCACUUAUAGAUGUUCGGAGUAUGCUGGCUUGAGAAACUUACAUAGUUUAAAUUGUGAGAAAGAAUGCAAGUGUGUAGAGCAACCUCUCUUCUACUCCUAGUUUUGUAUGUUAAGGUGCACAAAGGACAAAACAUCUAUGGGCACGAGCAUGACAUGAAUUAUAUAUUUUUGCACAUAAUGUAGCUUAGUUUUUCAUUCUCA